GGAAAAUUUGACAUCUGUCAAACGUCAGACACGCGAUUUUGACAGUGAAUUGUUGCUUGUUUGUCUCAUAUCCCCAGAUAGGUAUUCGUCUAGUUGAAGUGAUUUGCUUGAUUGAAGGAUAGCGUAUCAAAACAGGAGCAGUUAUGAGUACAGGAUUCAUCACCGAAACAGAAAUCGCAGAAGCGCGGAAAAAGCGUCAAGAAGAAUGGGAAAAAGUUCGAACUCCAGACCAGCCUUUGGAACUUCCGGAGGAACCUUAUGACUCCCGAUCAUUGUAUGAACGCCUCAAGGAGCAGAAGAUGAAGAAGGACUUGGAGUAUGAGGAGGCACAUAAAUUGAAGAACCUGAUUCGCGGCUUGGAUGACGAUGAAGUGGAAUUCCUCGAUCUGGUCGAUCGGACUAAGAUGGAUGCGGAGAAAAAGCAAAUGAUGGAGGAGGAGAAAGAAUUGAACGAUUUUCGGCAACGAGUUGUUACGCUGCAGGAGAAAUCUCUGGACGAGAAAAUACAAUCCGAAAAGACGUCAGCUAGGCCGAAAACCAGUAUAAGCGCGAAUCGGCCAUCUCAAAAGUCCGCCUUGAGUGGAGUCGUCAUAAGAAAGCGAAAGAAUGGCGAAAUAGAUCAAACACCGCCUUUAAAGAAAUCAACGAAUGGAGAGGAUGAAAGCAAACUCCCUCCGGCUACAACACAAGGAUCGACAACGCAAACAACACAUUCCGGGGUGUCCAGUAGCACCAACGCCACACAUAUGGAAAAAGGUGCCCUGAAGUGCAUUGGAGUACUGCCAGGAAUCGGCAGAUAUAGGGAAUCCAGCGACUCGGAGUUGAGCACAGACAGUGAGGAGGAGUUCGAGCAAGCUGGCAAAUACGAUUUAGUGGGUCGAGCGAAUUGUAAGAAUGCCAAAAAGAAGGGGGAAACGUCUGAUUAAACUGUGAAGUAGAAGUUGAUUGGGUUUUUUCGUUCUUCAAAUGUACAAUUAGAUUUUUGCCGCGGAGGUGAAACAAAUCAUUCAGAAUAAGGGGCAACUAUUGCGAGGGUGGCGUGAACCACAUGUAAAGUUAUUUUUUUCUAUUUAAUUAAAGAUGCAUUAAGUUUGUAUG
Molecule: messenger RNA, 1098 nt
Organism: Hermetia illucens (black soldier fly)
Lineage: Eukaryota; Metazoa; Arthropoda; Insecta; Diptera; Stratiomyidae
Product: PSME3-interacting protein
Exons: 5
Coding region: 144-926 (260 amino acids)
Cellular component (GO): nucleus
Source: RefSeq, a predicted model, not a curated record